UCGCUGUCUGUAAAUUCGCAAACCGAGACUCGCGUCAUGUUCGCUCGGCCGAUUUGCCUGAUGAGUCUGCUGGCCAUGGCGCUGGCCGCGGACAAAGCGAUCAUUCCCAUCGUGAGUCAGAGCCAAGACAUCAACCCUGACGGCAGUUAUUUCGCGAAAUGGGAAAGCGGUAACAGCAUCUCGUUCGAGGAGGAGGGCGUGCUGAAGAAUCGCGGCCAGAAGGACGCAGAGGCCGAAGAGGUUCGCGGUAAGGCCGCGUGGACGGCUCCGGAUGGGACUAGAAUCAACCUCAGCUGGCUGGCCAACGAAAAUGGUGCCACUUUUCAAGGAGCCCAUCUGCCGACGCCGCCCCCUACGCAGCCGGUCCCCGUCCUCAUCCAGCGAGCCCUCGACUGGAUAGCCGCUAAUCCUUACAAAGAGGAGAAGAAUAGAUUGUAG
Molecule: messenger RNA, 438 nt
Organism: Eufriesea mexicana
Lineage: Eukaryota; Metazoa; Arthropoda; Insecta; Hymenoptera; Apidae
Product: endocuticle structural glycoprotein SgAbd-2
Exons: 2
Coding region: 37-438 (133 amino acids)
Cellular component (GO): chitin-based extracellular matrix
Molecular function (GO): structural constituent of chitin-based larval cuticle
Source: RefSeq, a predicted model, not a curated record